GACGACUUAGAGGGGGAUAUGAGAGAGCGCUUAAUAGAGUGGAGGCAGUUACUAGGGAGGAGCGGUUGAGAGAAAGACCCGCAUUUUGAGUGUAAAAAGAAGGGAGGUAGUGAGUCUUUACUAACUAGUGCUACGGCGGCAACCGUCCCAUUUCCUCCAAGAACCCCUGUUUCUUCUCUCCUCAGAAAGAAUGAAGUAUAGGAUCCAACGGGAAGGAGCACGGUUUCCACUUGAGAUAAGGGAGGGAAAUUAGGGUUUGAGGAGGAGAAGGAUGAAGGACAAGCUGGAUCUCAAAUUCACAGGGGGGAAGGUGAGGUCAGGGAGCAGCAGUAGCAGGAGGCGCUGUGUUAAGGUCUGGUUUGUUCGGCUGAGUUCUAGUAUCCUGCUAUGGACGGGGCUCAUUCAGUUGAUGGCCAUCGGUGAGCUAUGGCACCCCCAUCUCCCCACCUGCUUCGAUCGUAGCCACCACCAUUUCGCAACCUCGUCAUCAUCAGCUGCUUUCUCUUCUUCCAAUGCUUCGUCUUCGAUUGUAGGUGGUGUUGCUCAGUUUUCUAUUCAUGGGGAAAAAGCUGCUUCUUCGCCACCUGCCCUUCUUCCUCUCAGGGUUUACAAAAAUAAUGGUUACCUCACAGUGUCUUGCAAUGGAGGUCUGAAUCAAAUGCGAGCUGCAAUCUGUGAUAUGGUGACCAUUGCUCGUUUUUUAAAUCUGACAUUAGUUGUUCCCGAGCUUGAUAAGACAUCAUUUUGGGCUGACCCUAGUGAUUUUGGGGAUAUUUUUAAUGUCAAGCACUUCAUUAAUUCAUUGAGAGAUGAGGUGCAUAUUGUAAAAUCACUUCCAAAGAAACUACAUCGUAAGCUUCGUAGCACCUCAUUCUCGAUGCCUCCAGUAAGCUGGUCUAAUGAGAAGUACUAUUUGAAACAGAUUCUACCUCUUUUCCAUAAAUACAAAGUGAUACAUUUUAACAAGACGGAUUCUCGCUUGGCAAACAAUGGCCUCCCUCUCGAGCUCCAGAUGCUACGAUGCCGGGUCAAUUAUCAGGCGUUGAGGUUUACUCCUCAUAUUGAGGCCUUGGGCAGGAAACUUGUUUCAAUGCUUCGAGAGAGUGGAUUUUUUGUGGUCCUUCAUCUACGCUAUGAGAUGGAUAUGCUAGCAUUUUCUGGUUGUACUAAUGGCUGCUCUGAGGCAGAGACUGCCGAGCUCACAAGGAUGAGAUAUGCGUACCCAUGGUGGAAAGAGAAAGAGAUUGAUUCAGAGCAGAAAAGAUUAGAGGGUCUAUGCCCCCUUACUCCUGAGGAAACUGCACUAGUUCUGAAGGCAUUGGGCUUCGAAAAGGAUACUCUAAUCUACAUUGCUUCAGGGGAGAUCUAUGGCGGUGAAAGAAGGCUUGCAUCUCUAAGAGCUGCAUAUCCGAAAAUAGUAAGGAAGGAGAUGCUCCUUAGCCCUGAUGAAUUGAAGCCUUUCCUGAACCAUUCAACCCAAAUGGCAGCGCUUGAUUAUUUGGUUGCUAUAGAAAGUGAUGUCUUUGUUCCCAGUUAUGAUGGAAAUAUGGCAAAACUUGUGGAAGGCCACCGCAGGUAUUUGGGAUUCCGCAAGACUGCUCAAUUGGAUCGGAGGGAGCUGGUAGAGCUCAUUGAUAUGCACCGCAACAACACACUGACGUGGGAUGAGUUCUUGGAUGCCGUUAGACGAGUGCAUAGGCAACGGAUUGGUCAGCCGACAAAGAGGAAAGUAAUAGCAGAGAGACCAAAAGAAGAGGACUAUUUCUAUGCAAACCCUGAAGAAUGCCUUGGCAGCUCCUCUAUGACUGAAGCAGUAUAUGGUGGUGAUGAUGACCUCAGGGUGUUCAAUACCUGAAUAAUUGGCUCCUUGUGUCUUUGAUAGCUGGGGCCUGAACAAGAUGAGCAUCCAUGCCACGGAGGAACGGUUUUAUCUUAUUACCACGAAAACAUGUGAAAUACUCUUUGGAGACUGCUUCUAGAGGAGGCGGCCAGCCAAUGGAAGGGUCUCCAGCCACGCCGACCACACUGAUGAUUUAUACACUUGAAGAAGAUACUGCGAGCUUGAUCUGUUGCGCAUUAUGCUUGCGGCUGUUCAUGUUUUCUUGUCAUUCGUUCAUCAGUUUCAUUUUAAUGAUUGAUUCCUUCACCUUGUUUCCUUUUAAAAUGGAUUGGUGACUUAUUUUUGGGGUAAGUAAUGGAUUGGUGACUUUACAAUCUAUAUUGUCUCUCUCUGUGAAUGGAGCUUUUGGUUGAAGUA
Molecule: messenger RNA, 2257 nt
Organism: Amborella trichopoda
Lineage: Eukaryota; Viridiplantae; Streptophyta; Magnoliopsida; Amborellales; Amborellaceae
Product: rhamnogalacturonan I rhamnosyltransferase 1
Cellular component (GO): cytoplasm
Source: RefSeq, a predicted model, not a curated record